Messenger RNA from Actinia tenebrosa (Australian red waratah sea anemone), 1306 nucleotides. Its product is annotated as adenosine receptor A2b-like. Gene Ontology annotation, molecular function: G protein-coupled receptor activity. The record is from RefSeq and is a predicted model, not a curated record. Gene Ontology annotation, cellular component: plasma membrane. Gene Ontology annotation, biological process: G protein-coupled receptor signaling pathway. NCBI's taxonomy places the organism in Eukaryota, Metazoa, Cnidaria, Anthozoa, Actiniaria, Actiniidae.
GAAACGCGGUAUUGAUGUUCAUUCGAUGAACACUUAUGAAUCUCUUAACGGCUUUUAAGAUCUUUCUCAAGUAUCUGCAGGUGCAUGUAUAUGGCAUUUCCCACAAGAAUCAAUAGUCAAUUCAUAAAUACACUUGUGGUGAAAAUUGAGAGGAAAGCAGAAGACACUGAAGCAUGGCUAACGAAUAUGAAUGUAUCUGGGGAACAAAUUUCUUCAUAUCUCACGGUCUGCUUACUACCAUUACAUGUUUCACUAUAUUGAUUGGUGUGUUAACUACAUGUGGAAACAGUCUUGUUCUACUUUCGAUUUAUAAAACACCUUCGCUACGAUCAUCCCACUUGUUUUUCCUGGGCUCGCUAGCUGUAGCCGAUCUAUCAGUUGGUAUUAUAACGAUGCCUAUGUAUGCGUCUGCUGCAUUGACUUGGCCGUUUUUACUGAAAAGCAACUCUUUCGAGAUGGUUUUGGAUUUUCUUGUCUUUCAGACAUUGAGUGCUUCUUCUCUUAGUCUCUGUGCCGUUAGCUACGACAGAUUCCUAGCUAUUAAGUAUCCUAUGAGGUAUACCUUGUUUAUAACCAAGAGAAAAGUCUAUGGGGGUUUGAUGUUUGUUUGGAUCUUUUCUGUAAUUCUCGGCAGUUGUAGUUUUUUUGUUACUGGAUACGAGAUCCGUCCUUCUGUUUACUUAAGAGGCAGUCUCUGUAAAAGCGGCCCACUGCAUUUCGGAUCAGAAAAUAGUUUUCCCUCAAACUUUUACCAUAGAAAGGUAAUUACUAUGGGCCGCUUUUACAGAGACUGUCUCUUAAUAGUUGUUUUCGUUUCAUUUGUCAUACCCUUUGCCUUCAUAGCUUUUUUCUACUUUAAAAUCUACAAAGUGGCAAGGCGUCAGGCAAGACAAAUUUCUAACCAAGCUAAUGUUUCAUGGACAACUGAAAAUUUGAGCAAAGAUGAAAGAAAUGAUGCGGAGAGGCGAACCCGCAAACGUGAUUAUAAAGCUGCUGUGACUAUUGCUAUAGUGAUUGGCACCUUUGCUGUUUGCUGGCUUCCCAAUUUGGUCAUCGGUGUUGUUCACUUUGCUUUCUCAAGAGAGAACGAGUGCAAAGCAGAAAGAACUGAACAGUUUUGGUUAAUAACUAUUCCUUUUGCGAUUUUGAACUCGGCCGUUAAUCCUGUGAUAUACGCGAUAAGAAAUAAAUAUUUUCGCAAGGCCUUCAAACAAAUACUACGGUUUUACGAAAACACUGAUACACUCUAGCGGCUACACCUUAUCUAAGCUAUAUGUUUAAAAAAAAACUAUUUAGUCUAAAGCUU